GCAUGGCAUGAGGCCUGUUUCUGAUCCUACUUUUCUCGUGCUGUACUUACGAGACCACUGUUCUCUCAUCAUGGAGACGCAUAGACAUGAAAUUUUGAGCAAGUCCAUCCUCUCUUCUCCCACUUUUGAUGCAAGCACGCUCUCUUAGCGCGAGCGCAAACGUGUCAGCGGCAAAACAACGUACUCGGAGGAUGGUAAAGUGGUGAUUCUCACUUUGACAUCAUUCGGAGGUGUUGACCUUUUAGCCAGACAUGAACGUAAAGUUGUUCGAGAAAGAUACUUGCCGAUCUCGCCCUGUAAUCGUCAUCCCGACAACAACAUACUGUUGUUUCUCGAAAAUACAUCGCUUUCCUUGCGCAAACGGUCAUGGAUUAACACCAGUGAGCACCGCACUAUUGCGUACAACACAUUGAGGUCAUACGACAAAACACACAACAAGUAUAUGCUAUCGAAGACGUCAUAUUUGCAACUUGUAGAGUAUGCAAAGUUUGUUUUGCCACAGACCAACGUUCGUGCUGCAUUGUCUACUAUCAGCAUGCUCCCUGGAAGAUCGCAAAAUGCAGCGACAACUUUCGUGUCGGGAACUACGCAGAAUUCUCAACCCGGGGGUUUUCAACCGCAGCAUCUACAUCGACCAGCACCUAUUGUUUUCCAACCAACACGAACAGGCUCUUCGAGUAAUGAGCACUACUGGCUCAUGAGCCUUCCGCAGUAUGGAAACUACGGAGCGAUCACAACCACAUCACCAAGAACAGCUCGCAAUAAAAUCCAGCCUCCAGAGCAAUCAUCUUGGAGUAAUCAAUCAAGGACAUCGAAUGGGAAUGACUCUCUCGUGCUUCUUUUAUUGUUAUUUAUGAGUGCUCUCAUCGGUUACGGUGUAUAUAUUGUGGCGGUGGGCAAAACCUGAUGGCUGGGCAUCCAUUUAUACGCAUUCAAGAAUGGAACAAGAUUGUCGAGAAGUUAGCAGAAAAGCCUAGUCGCGAGGCGUCAAAGAGAGGCCUCAAAUCGUUCGGUCAUGAAGUGACAAGUAAGGACCAAGGGUCAGAAAUGUUAUAGGCUUUUAGCGCUGUUUGUGGGCCAUAUUCAGCCAGAAACUCAAUGUCAGUCCAUACCGACCAGACAUUUACUGAAACGAGACCAGAAAGAUGCCGUAGCAGAAAGCAACAAG
This is a messenger RNA of Truncatella angustata, 1168 nucleotides long. RefSeq lists its product as uncharacterized. The transcript has 2 exons. The record is from RefSeq and is a predicted model, not a curated record. The coding region runs from base 443 to 907 and encodes 154 amino acids. Lineage: Eukaryota; Fungi; Ascomycota; Sordariomycetes; Amphisphaeriales; Sporocadaceae.